This is a messenger RNA of Zingiber officinale, 517 nucleotides long. Its product is annotated as hydrophobic protein RCI2A-like. The transcript is spliced from 2 exons. The record is from RefSeq and is a predicted model, not a curated record. Bases 103 to 309 code for a protein of 68 amino acids. NCBI's taxonomy places the organism in Eukaryota, Viridiplantae, Streptophyta, Magnoliopsida, Zingiberales, Zingiberaceae. Gene Ontology annotation, cellular component: membrane.
UAAAUAAUUCACAGGGCGAUCGAGAUCGACAGAUACCUCUCCAAGUCCACAGCCACAAGAGAGAGGUCGAGGAAGGCGAAGAAGAAAAUCGAGAUCGAGGUGAUGGCAGGUUGCUGCUGCAGGUUCCUGGAGAUCCUCUGCGCCAUCCUCCUCCCCCCUGUUGGCGUCUGCUUCCGCCAUGGCUGCUGCAGCCUGGAGUUUUGGAUCUGCGUGGUGCUGACCAUCCUCGGCUACAUCCCGGGCAUCAUCUACGCCGUCUACGUCAUCCUCUGCGUCUCUCCGGCGGCGGACUACUUCCUUCUCGUUUAGGCCUCGACGCCGAGCAUCAAAAUCCGUCGCCUUGAUUCCCUGUUUCCUGUCGCAUAUUUUUCUCAUAAUUUCUCCUAUUGUGGACCGCUCGAUAUUGUAGACUUGUUCAUGGCUGCUCGAGCUGGAAGAUGAAUUUGUGGGCUUUGAAGAAACCCUCUUCUUGUUCUUGUUGUUGAAAUCACCAUGAAUGGUAAAGCUCCCUUUUAUA